This is a messenger RNA of Juglans microcarpa x Juglans regia, 3740 nucleotides long. RefSeq lists its product as uncharacterized. Gene Ontology annotation, molecular function: protein phosphatase regulator activity; protein phosphatase 1 binding. The record is from RefSeq and is a predicted model, not a curated record. Lineage: Eukaryota; Viridiplantae; Streptophyta; Magnoliopsida; Fagales; Juglandaceae. Gene Ontology annotation, cellular component: plasma membrane. Bases 459 to 3740 code for a protein of 1093 amino acids. The transcript has 9 exons.
AGAGUUGGUCUAGCCUCUUUCUGAUGGAUUGAAGGAGGAGGAAGAUGCCCAUGGUAUAGGUGGGGAUGGCUUGCAAAACUGCUUGAGGAAAGUCUCUUUUCCUGCUACUGAGAGGCAUGUUGUCUUCCAAUUUGUGAUCUUUGCCCAAGCUCUAUCAAUAAGGCUGUGAAAGGCUGCAGUUUUGGCUCUGCCAACCAUGGUAGGGAGCCCCAGAUAUUUUUCAAAGGAGCCUGAAGUCUUGAUCCCAGCAAUUCUCAAGAUUGUUUUCUGGUUUUCAAGUGGGGUGUUUUUGCUAAAGAAGAUAGAGGAUUUUUUCUUGUUGAGUACCUGUCCAGAAGCACUUUCAUAGGUGCCAAGAAGCCUCAUCAGGAUUUUUUGGAGUACUGAUCUGUUGCUUUGCAUUGAGGCCUCCGCAGCUACUAAUCACAAUUGUGCGGCAUACAAAGUCCAUCACUACAAUGGAUCCUAAAAUCUAUAAAGCGGCGGCGAAAGGCAACCUGCAGGACGUCUUGGAACAUGGAAGUCGCGAUCAACUUGAUAAGUUUUUAACAGUUAAUAAAAAUACAAUCCUACAUAUUUGCAUUUUAAGUAUCCUCGUCGAAGAAAAGUUUCCCGCCACUGGAGGAACCGACCCAGUCUCAGCGGCAAGAUUUGUGGAAGAUGUACUGAACAGGUGUCCGUCACUUUUAUUGAAAGCCAACGCGAAAGGCGAUACUCCGUUACAUGUGGCGGCAAGGUAUGGGCAUGCUUCCAUUGUUAAAGUCCUGAUUGAACAUCAAAAACCCCAACAUCAAGAUCUCGAAAGUGGAGGAGUCGUUGAAGCUACUAGGGAGAUGAUUAGGAAGCAGAACAAAGGGGGAGAAACGGCCUUGCAUGAGGCUGUACGUGAGAAUCACAUUGACGUGGUAAAACAGUUACUAAUGGAGGUAGGUCCAGGAUUUUCUUUUGGUGCUAAUGCUGCUGGUGAGACCCCACUUUACUUGGCUGCCAAGGGACACUUUCCAGAUUUGGUGUCAGAAAUUUUAAACAAUUUGAACUCACCAGCUUCUGAUGGACCCUUCGGUACAACGGCUUUGCAUGCUGCAGCAUUUCGGGAUGAUGAAGGAAUGAGUAAUAAGAUUUUGGAAAGAUACGGACGCGAUCUAUGUAAACAAGCAGACCAAAAUGGUUGGACUCCGCUUCACAUGGCUGCAUACAUGGACAACUUUAAGCCAGCAAAACUAUUGCUGGAAUCUGAUAGAGAGGUAGCAUAUAAGAAAGACGCAGAGGGUAGGACAGCUCUUCACAUUGCAGCUCUACGCAACAACAGCUUGGUGACGGAAGUGAUUAUAUCAAUGUGUCCGGAUUGUUGCGAAGUGGUUGACAAUGAAGGCCGCAAUGCACUCCAUCUCGCCGUGAUGACCAAAUUGCGGCCAGAUGUAGCGCUAAUCAUCCAAGAUAAUUCGUCUCUCCAGAAUCUUUUGAAUCAGAAGGACAACGAGGGGAAUACACCUCUCCAUCUCUAUUGCAAUUCUGAUGGUUACCACGAGCGUGUCCUGACUUCUCCAAGAGUUGACAAAAUGGUCUUCAACAAAGAGAACCAGACUGCUUAUCAAAUCUUAAGAAGUAAAGGCUUUCAAACUGGUGAUGAUCAAUUUAAGAAGAUGAAGAACAUUUUUGAAGACACAGAAGAUUAUAGGUUCUUUAACUAUGGACGAGCAUUAGAAGUUGGGUAUGCUGACAUUAAUAUGAAGGAGCCGAAUGGGGAGGAUGUGAAGUUGAAGCAGGAGAGGGAGAAAAAGAUGGAAGAGGAGGAUAAAGCGGCUCAAGUCCAUUUGGUUGCUGCUGCACUCAUUACAACCGUGACCUUUGCAGCAGGCAUUAACAUGCCGGGGGGUUUCAUUGGUGGAGAUGAUCAUCCACAUCCAGGCUCUGCAGUUUUGGAAAAAAGUGUUGCUUUCAAAGUAUUCAUCAUUACAAACGCCUUAGCGUUGAUGCUAUCUAGUUCUGCUGUCUUUAUCCACCUAUUUAUUCCGCUUAUGCCUUCUGAGGACUUGUUCAAAACGCGCACAUGUUUUCUUCAACUGGCCUUUUGGUUUCUUCUUUCCUCCAUGGCACCAAUGGUUUUGGCCUUCGUGACAGCAUACAGAGGCGCCAUCAUUGCAAUGGAUCCUAAAAUCUAUAAAGAGGCAGUGAAAGGCAACCUGGAGGUCUUGGAACAUGAUAUCUCCCAUCCACUUGAUGGGUUUUUAACAGUUAAUCAAAUUACAAUCCUACAUAUUUGCAUUUCAAGUAUCCUCGUUGAGGAAGAGUUUCGGAAUCAAGUAUCCUCCUUGAUGGGUUUGGAACAUGAUAUCUCCCAUCCACGUGCAGCGCUAAUGAUCCAAGAUAAUUCGUCUCUCCGGAAUCUUUUGAAUCAGAAAGACAACCACGGGAAUACACCUCUCCAUCACUAUUCCAAGUGUUUUUGGUACCACGAGCGUCUCCUGAAUUCUCCAAGAGUUGACAAAAUGGUCUUCAACAAAGAGAACCAGAAUGCUUAUCAAAUCUUAACAAGUAAAAGCUUUCCAACUGAUGAUGAUGAUGAUAAGUUUACUAAUCUUGAAAGUGAGGACUUUGAGCAGUGUUUGGUUGGUAUGGAAAGAAAGGUUACUCCUGAGAUGAAUGAGGCCUUGAGCAUGGAUUUUUCUAGGGUGGAGGUGGAGGAAGCUUUGAAACAAAUGGCGCCUCUUAAAGCCGCGGGACCAAAUGGGGCUAAGUUAGAAGAAUGGAAUAGGAUUAAGGAGGUGUUGAAUACCUAUGAGAUGGCCUCAGGGCAGUUUUUAAAUAAGGAUAAGACCUCAGUCUUCUUUAGCAGUAACACAAGGGAAGGAGACAAGAAAAUGAUUAUGGAAGUCAGCAAGUCAAUAGCUUAUGGCAGUUAUGAGAGGUACUUGGGUCUUCCUGCUUUUGAAGAUGCCAAAGUGGAACAACUUAUUGAUAAGCAUAAGGGGGAAUGGAAUGAGGGAAGGAUCCGAGAAAUUUUUUUAGAAGAAGAGGUUGCUCAAAUUCUAAAAAGGCUCAAGAAUGAAAGAGGAGAUUGCUUAGUAGGGGCUGUUAUAGAUGAGAGGUGGAGAAACAUUUGGAAUCUUGAAGUUCCAAGUGUAACAAAGUUGUUUUUGUGGAGAGCUGGAAAUAACCGACUGCCUACAAAGGAGAAUUUGUUUAAAAGAAAGGUAGUUGAAGACAAAAGUUGCCUAGUUUGUAGUGUAGAAACAGAAACUAUUAUGCAUGCUUUGUGGGUUUGUCCAGCAGCCAAUGACAUAUGGGCUGAGGUUGGAGGUUGUGUGCAAAAAUGGGGAAGAACAGAAGAGGAGUUUCUAUUGUUAUGGGGGAAGUUAAUGGGAAGGUUGAGCAUGAAGAAGUUAGAAGAUAUGGUUGUUUUACUUAGGAGAGUUUGGCUACACAGGAAUGAGUUUGUUUUUGAGAAGAAGCUAGGCUGUCCUAAGAUACUGGUGAAGACAACUUUAGAAAGUUUACUCGAGUUCAAGGCAGCUCAGAUUCUCACAAAACAAGUGGUGAAAGGGCAAAACAACAAUGCAAGGAGUGCUAUGAGUUGGGAGAAACUAGAGAGUGGAUGUGCGAAGGUGAAUCGAGAUGCUUCAUUAAACUUGAAAGAGAGAAGAAUGAGGGCUGGGAUCAUAGUUAGAGUACCGAAAGUAGAAGCUUUAGUUGCUAUUUGUGAUCAGAAGGCCAAUGUUGACAGUUCAGUGGUGGCAUAA